Molecule: messenger RNA, 2326 nt
Organism: Branchiostoma floridae (Florida lancelet)
Lineage: Eukaryota; Metazoa; Chordata; Leptocardii; Amphioxiformes; Branchiostomatidae
Product: organic cation transporter protein-like
Exons: 9
Coding region: 73-1737 (554 amino acids)
Biological process (GO): transmembrane transport
Cellular component (GO): membrane
Molecular function (GO): transmembrane transporter activity
Source: RefSeq, a predicted model, not a curated record
AGACACAGCCGAUAGCAACCACAGUAUAGCCAGAAUUUGGAUGGUUCUGCUACCUUGAUAAAACGUGUCAUCAUGGAGUACGAAGAUGUAUUGCGAGAGCACCUCGGUGAGUUCGGCAGGUACCAGAAACUGGCAGCCUUGCUCACCGUCUUGAUCGGUCCGUCCGUCGGUGCAACCAUGUUCGCCCAGGCUUUCCUAGCGGCCACACCGGCGCACCACUGCCGCUUUUACCAGAACGACUCCUCGGCGAUGUACGGCCACCCUUCCGAGAGGCUCAGCUCCAGCGUUCCCAUGGAAAACGUGGACGGCACGUGGAGAUACAGCUCCUGUCUGAUGUACAACGGAAGUGGUGAAACGUCGACGGAGAGUAACCAAACUGUGACCUGUAGCCACGGCUGGGAGUACGACCAGAGCGUGUAUCACAGCACUGUUGUUACAGACUACGACCUUGUGUGUGAGCGACACUGGUUAAAGGAACUGGGACAGUCCAUCUUCAUGGUGGGGGUGGCCGCUGGGGGACUCAUUUCAGGAACGACAUCGGACAGAUUCGGUCGCCGUCCCACAGUUGUGGCCUGUAUAGUGAUACAGCUGAUUUCAGGACUGGCUGCUGCCUUCACCACAGAUUACGUCACCUUCCUCGUUCUCCGCCUGCUUGCCGGCGGGGCUGCCAACGGUGCCUUCUACGUCGGCUUGACUCUAGGUAUAGAAGUCGUCGGCUCUUCCAAGCGGAAUGUCGUGGGAAUGACGAUUUCUUCCAGCUGGAACCCAGGAGCUGUCUUUCUCGCAGGUCUUGCGUACUUCUUGCGUGAUUGGUGGAGUCUUCAGUUGGCCGUGUCUCUCAUGUCGGUGCCCCUCCUCUCGUACUGGUGGCUUCUCCCUGAAUCACCAAGAUGGCUCCUCAGUAACAACCGGAUCAAGGAAGCCAAAAUAAGCAUCCAGAAAGCAGCCAAGUUCAACAGGGUCACCAUACCGGAUGAUGUUUACGAAAAAGUCAUCACAAAAGCGAAGGACAAAGAACCUGGGGAAAAGUGUAAGAAGUACAGUCUGGUCGACCUGUUCCGGGGUCCCCGUCUUAGGAGAUUCACAGUAACAGUUUCAUUAGUCUGGUUUGCUACAGUGGUUGUGUACUACGCCUUGAUCAUUGGUUCUGCCGACCUUGCCGGUGACCCCUACCUGAACUUCGUCCUGGGCGCACUACUGGAGUGGGGGCUGUCGUUUGUGGGCUUGGUUGCCAUGGAGAAGUGGGGGAGGAGGCCUGUGGUUGGUGGAUUUCUGUUUCUGACAGGAGCCGCCUGUCUGGCAGUGGCUGCAACGCCAACAGAACGACGAGAUGUUAUUCGGUACAUCUCCCUGCUCGGGCGGUGUGCUAUCGGCGUCGCCUUUAAUUGCCUGGCCGUGUACUCCCCUGAGGUGUUCCCCACCGUAGUCAGGACGAUGGGUGUGGGUGUGGCCAACAUGUGGUCCCGUGUAGGCGGCAUCCUGUCCCCGUUCGUGUCCCUGCUGGCGGACGUGUGGCCGCCCCUCCCCAUGAUCACGUUCGGGAUACUCUGCACUCUCGGCGGGGCCGGAGUCUUCAGCCUUCCCGAGACGUUCGGUAUCCCUCUUCCGGAUACACUUGAAGAUGGCGAAAACUUGGGAAGAAAGCAGCCAACAAAGAUUGUAAAAACAGACAGGAGAACCGCAUCCAAACGCGACUGUGACGUGAUCCGGGACAAUGGUGUUUUCUAUCUUACAUGAAUUUUGAAAUGUUCAUAUCGGUUCACGCAUACAUGUGUACACGUAUCUCUCAAUGUCAACACCAAGUCGACGGUUACUUGAAGUGGAUCAGGAUACAUAUACAUGUACAGUAGGUUAUCGAUAUCAAUAUAUCUAUCACCCUCCAUGUUAAUUUUGGAAUUCCAGUUUAAUUCCAGACGAACCCUAAUCAUUUGAAAAUCGAUGUACCAAAUUGAUUAAUAUUUGUAUAUAGAUUAUUGUAGUAUAUUAAAAGAUUAUUGAUAUGUAGAUUGCAAUUAGAUGUCUCCAGAAACAAAGCAAAUUCUGGAGAAUUCUGAAGAAUAAUGGCCGAAUUCUCCAGAAUUCCGGCUCAGGUUCCCAGGAUGCUGAAGAAUUCCCCAGAAUUCUGUUCAACCUCUCCAGUUCAAAAACUAUUGGUUGUGCAACAAUCAUGUACUCUUCAUCUGAGUUGUCUGAUGAAGACAUUUGUGAUGUUUUAGUACCGCUGGUAAGAGAACAAUAUGUUUGCCUGCUUCAUGUCGACCCGCACGGAUAUACACGCACGUAUAUGUUUUGUCAUGUUCACUGUAGUGGUCGUUAUCAUUUGCAG